Nothoprocta perdicaria is the source of this 2817-nucleotide messenger RNA. RefSeq names its product arf-GAP with GTPase, ANK repeat and PH domain-containing protein 3-like. Lineage: Eukaryota; Metazoa; Chordata; Aves; Tinamiformes; Tinamidae. The record is from RefSeq and is a predicted model, not a curated record. The annotation marks the transcript as partial. The transcript is spliced from 18 exons. Gene Ontology annotation, biological process: proteasome-mediated ubiquitin-dependent protein catabolic process. Gene Ontology annotation, molecular function: GTP binding; protein binding; GTPase activator activity. Gene Ontology annotation, cellular component: nucleus.
CCCGACGCCGCCGCCUUCCUGCGCCGCGGGCCGCUCUGGGGCAGCCGGCGAUGGAACCUCUUCGGCGGCGGCGGUGCCCGCAGGAGCUUCAGCUCCCUGCGCAAGAGCUUCAGCUUCCGCCUGCGGCGCGGCCACGAGCUGCGGCGCUCCGAGUCGGGCGCCCUGCUGCGCCCCGCGCGCCUCCGCACCAAGAGCGAGGGCGACGCCGGCUCCCUGCACACCUGCCCCAGCAAGCGGGAGCUGCUGUGCCCGGAGCUGCCCGGCGCCGGGCUGCGCGCCGAGCCCAGCCAGCCCGCGGGGCUCUGGAAGCUCCUCACGAGCCGCUUCCGACGGCGGGAGCGCGGCCCCGCAGACGAUCGCGGCCCCCUGCGUGCCCUGGAUUCCUUCGUGAACAGCCAGGAAUGGACCCUGAGCCGCUCGGUGCCGGAGCUGAAGGUGGGCAUCGUGGGCAACCUGUCCAGCGGCAAGUCGGCCCUGGUGCACCGCUACCUGACCGGCACCUACGUGCAGGAGGAGUCUCCGGAAGGUGGCCGAUUUAAGAAGGAGAUCGUAGUGGAUGGUCAGAGCUACUUGCUGCUGAUUCGCGAUGAAGGGGGCCCCCCUGAGCUGCAGUUCGCUGCCUGGGUCGAUGCCGUGGUGUUCGUGUUCAGCUUGGAGGACGAAAUCAGCUUCCAGACCGUGUAUAACUACUACCUGCGCCUCUGCAGCUACCGGAACACGGCGGAGGUGCCCAUGGUGCUGGUGGGCACCCAAGAUGCCAUCAGUGCCACAAAUCCCCGAGUCAUUGAUGAUUCCCGAGCGCGGAAGCUCUCCAAUGAUUUGAAGCGCUGCACGUACUAUGAGACCUGUGCUACCUACGGACUGAAUGUGGAGCGAGUCUUCCAGGAUGUGGCCCAGAAGGUGGUGGCUCUACGGAAGAAACAGCAGCUUUCCAUCGGUCCCUGCAAGUCCUUACCCAAUUCACCCAGCCAUUCAUCUGUCUCUGCGGCCUCCAUUCCUUCUGUUCACAUCAACCAGGCCACCAACGGCGGAGGAGCCUUCAGUGACUACUCCUCCUCGGUGCCCUCGACGCCCAGCAUCAGCCAGCGGGAGCUGCGCAUCGAGACCAUCGCCGCCUCCAACACACCCACCCCCAUCCGCAAGCAGUCCAAGCGGCGCUCCAACAUCUUCACGUCUCGAAAGGGCGCAGACCCGGAGCGCGACAAGAAGGCGCCGGAGUGCAAGGCGGACAGCAUCGGCAGUGGGAGGGCCAUUCCCAUGAAGCAGGGCAUUCUCCUCAAACGCAGUGGCAAGUCUCUCAACAAGGAGUGGAAGAAGAAGUACGUGACGCUGUGUGACAACGGAGUCCUCACCUACCACCCCAGCCUGCAUGAUUACAUGCAGAACGUCCAUGGGAAGGAGAUCGAUCUGCUGAGGACGACAGUGAAGGUGCCGGGGAAGCGGCUGCCGCGGGCGACGACGGCGGCAGCGCCGAGCGCCAGCCCCAAGGCCAACGGGCUGGCGAAGGAGCGGAGCAGCAGCCAGCUCGCGGCAGGCACAGGUGCCCCCCACUCGACCAGCAGCACUUCGCUGCACUCGGAGCGCUCCGUCAGCGGCAUCAACCUGGUGGGCUUCAGCUCCAAGCCGGACGGCAUGCACCAGCGCUCCUACUCCGUCUCCAGCGCAGACCAGUGGAACGAGGCUGUGGCCGUCCCGAGCGGCUGCCCCAAUCCUGCUAAUGGCACUGCCGAUUCGCUCAGCUCCAGCCCGAACAUUUCCAACACUGCCAGUCCAAAGCUGGAACCACCCCCGUCUCCGCAUGCAAACAGGAAGAAACAUCGCAGGAAAAAGAGCACCGGGACAACACGGCCCGACGGCCCCAGCACCACAGCAGAAGAACCAGAUGAGCCAUUUGAGUUCAUUAUCGUUUCCCUGACGGGUCAGACAUGGCUCUUUGAGGCCUCCACAUCGGAGGAGCGAGAGCUUUGGGUCCAGGCCAUCGAGAGCCAGAUCCUGGCCAGCCUGCAGGGCUGCGAGAGCAGCAAGAAUAAGGCUCGUCUGGGCAGCCAGGGCGACGCGCAGGCCAUGCAGGCCGUGCGCACGGCGCGCGGGAACAGCUUCUGCGUGGACUGCGAUGCCCCGAAUCCCGACUGGGCCAGCCUCAACCUGGGCGCCCUCAUGUGCAUUGAGUGCUCGGGCAUCCACCGGAACCUGGGCACCCACCUGUCCCGCGUGCGCUCCCUCGACCUGGACGACUGGCCCAGCGAGCUGCUCACGGUGAUGACGGCCAUUGGCAACGCGCUCGCCAACGCCGUGUGGGAGGGCGCCGUGGAGGGCUACCCCAAGCCCACCCCGGAGAGCAGCCGGGAGGAGAAGGAGCGCUGGAUCCGGGCCAAGUACGAGCAAAAGCUCUUCCUGGCGCCACUGCCGCUGUCAGACAUUCCACUGGGGCAGCAGCUGUUGCGGGCGGUGGUGGAGGACGACCUGCGCCUCGUGGUGACGCUGCUGGCCCACGGCACCAAGGAAGAGGUGAAUGAGACCUACGGCGACGGGGAUGGCCGCACGGCCCUGCACCUCUCCUGCGCCAUGGCCAACGUGGUCUUCACGCAGCUGCUCAUCUGGUACGGCGUGGACGUGAGGAGCCGAGACGCACGGGGGCUGACGCCGCUGGCCUACGCGCGGCGGGCCGGCAGCCAGGAGUGCGCUGACAUCCUGCUGCAGCACGGCUGCCCCGCGGACGGCGCCGGCCCGUCGCUGACGCCCAGCCUGCCGCGCCGCAACGCCAACGCCAACAACAACGCGGGCGCCGACCUUGCUCCCACCGCCGCGCCUGUCUAG